CACCCGCAGCCACAUCCCCAGUUGUGACCAGCUCCUCACACACAGCCCUGUUCCCAGUACAGCCCAGUGCCCCCAGUUCAGACCAGCACCUGCCACUUGCUUUCUCUCAGUCAUCCCAGUGUCCCAUGGACAGCACUCCCUGUUCCAGGCACUCCCAGUUUAUUCCAGUGCCUCACAUGCCUGCAGCCAGCACCUUCCAGCUCAGCCCAGUGCCCCCAGCAUAGCCCAGCACCCCCAGUUCAGCCCCGGACCCAGACAGUGCUUGGUGGCCCCAGCCCUGGAUCCCUCUGCAGGGGCUGCUGGAUCCUGGACCACCCAAUGCUGUUAUUUGGCCGCUGUGGGUCAUUUGUGGGCUUUUAGCCAGUUCAGUCAUUAACUCCAGAACUUUCUUGAGAGCUGGUAACAAAGACCAGCGAGGGCUCAUCAUCUCCCCCAUGCCCAGACCCCCCUCCCCCUCCAGGUUAUCAUCUUCAUGGAAAGAGUGGACAGGCACUGGAACUGCCCAGGGCAGUGGUGGAAUCACAAUCCCUGGAAGUAUUCAAAAAACAUGUGGAUGUGGCAUUUUGGGACAGGGUUUAGUGGUGGGCUUGACAGUGUUGGUUUAAUCUAACACCUUGGAGUGUGUCUUUGAAUAGGAAUUUUUCUAAGUGAGCUCAGUCUGCCAUGACUCUUCUCAUGACACUUUCCCUGCUUUUUUUUCCACAUCAGCAACUUUCUAGUAGCAACAGGGAAGAAAAGAAGAGCUCCAUAAAGCAGUAUUAAACAAGGAGGCUCAUUGGUAAUUAUAGUGGGAAUGGAGAUAAAGGAACACUGGGUAAAGCCUGCUGCAAAUGCCUCUUUGGGACAUUUCAAACAAUUUUUUGAAAUAACAUUUCUGCCUUUCUGGAGCUAAGUACACACGUGCCGCACACUGAGCAGAAGGCUAAAUUAAUUGGGAAAACAAAGGUAAUUUGUUGUGGGUUGGAAUGAGGCCAUGGAUGCUUUUUCCCUAGUGGGAGAGGAACUGAUAACCUCUCCUGGGUUUGCCAUGGACAAAAGAUGGGAUGCAGGAGCUUAAUGUGCAUCUCCACCCUCCCUGUGCCAGCCUGGGUACCACUGAGGGUGGAUUCGCAGGUGGAGAAUCUCUCUGUCUUCCCUUCCAGUCCCUCUCCAUUCUUCCACCAUCUGGCAGUAGAUUGUUUCCAUCAGAGCUGCCAAAUCCAGCAUGUCAAUAUUGCAGAUGAAUGAUUGCAGAGGGCUUUUCCAACCUUAAUGAUUCUGUGACACCAGGGUGCCUGCAGGGGAGCAGCUUUGGAAAUCAGACCUGUGGGCUCCCCAUGCUCAUGGAAAGGCUGGCUUGAGCUUGUUGCUCAUGUUCCCUUCACAGCUCUGAUGCACCCUGCCUCAUGGUUUCCAUGCUUUUACUCCUGCCUCUGGAUUAGGAAGGGUGACAUUACUCCCCUGGCAGCAGUCUUCGUGCCUUCAUAUUUUUUUGUGUUUAAUCGAGAUUAGAAGUUAUCAGCAUUUCUAUUUGAGGAUGCCCUGGGGUUUAUGCAAAUUCUUCUGUAUUUUAUUGCAUUACUUAGAUGCUUGGACACUCUGAGAUAUCCCCACUCUGGGGGUUUUGCUCUGCAGUCCCCCCAGGGACACAGGACAGAGGUGGGUGGCUGAAGAGGGAGAUGAGCAGCCCCAGCAGGGUGUAAUCUGCAGGGCCAUUCUGCACAAGGCCAGCGAUAACAAUUGAGCAAGAGAAGGCGAUGCUGAGGGGACAGAGUUGUCCUGGGGUGAUUAAAGACCAGUCGUGUUAUCACAGCAGAGCACUCCUUGUACACCAGCACUGGGCUGUCAUGUUAAAAUUUCAGUGUGACUGCUUCAAAAUAUAAUUUUACUUUCUUAAAUAAUAAAUUAUAGGCCUAUCUGUCAUUCCCAGCUCUUGGACAUUUAGUUGUAGUUAGCCUUGUCAUUUAAAGCAAUGAUUGCAAGUUCUUCAAGCUCUAAUAGGAAAUUAAAGAGUAAAGCCACGAUUUAGACUCCACUUUCCAGACUUUCAAAAUGUAAUAUGCCUCAGAUAUUUCAGAGUUAGAGCAGAUAUAUGUCCCCCCCUUAUCCACAGCAUUCUCCUUGAGGGGAAGGCAAUUCCUGUGGAUAAUACAGGCCCAUGGGGAAAGUUAUCCCUGAUCUCACAGUGAUGCCAUUCAAUUGGAUUUACAAUCAGGUCUGUUGGAAAUUAGAAUACCACUUUUACAAUUAGCUAACAGGUCUGUUGCUUGCUUCUGCUGUUUAAAAUGAGAAACUCUGGUAGCUAGCUUUUGGAACAGAUUUUAGAUUUAAAGAGACCUACAUCAAUUUAAAAAAAAAUCCCCUUUGGUGAUUUUCUGACAAAGAUUCAUGACGUGCCCAAGGGUGGACAUUCUGCAGUGGAGCUGUGGAGCAUCACGAGAAGCAGCAGUAAGAGAGGAAGACAGGUUGGAUGGGGCUUCCCAGAGGACAUGUCUUCACUAGUGGCCCUGUGACACAGGAACAGCAGCAGUCAUGUUGUCCAGUUCCUUGCAUUCCUGAGGCCAGGACCCCCUUGUCUCACUACCCUAUGGGUAGCUGGAGCAUUGUAAGGAGGAAUUUGGCUGAAACGUUCAUGCAAAGCCGGGCCAUUUUCCAUGUCACGUUGUGUUGAGGAUCAGACUUCUCCCACCGGAUUUGUUCCUGAGAAGUUCCCACAACAAUGCCCAGCACAGCCCUGAUCCUGAGUGAGCAAUGAGCUCCUUCUAGCAAACCACUGUCACCUUUUGGCUGCUCUGGCUUUUGAGAUAGUGCAGAAGUAACUCUCAGAAAAGGAAUUCAAAUUCCAUAAUGAUUUCAGUCAUGAUGAAUCCUCCUGUGCAGACAUCACUCUGUGUGCCCACAAACCUUAAUCCUGCAGUCACAGAGGAGCAAUGCCCAGGUUACGCAGGAUAGGAAGGAGUCCUGAUGGUCUGUGCCUUAUCCCUGUGUUUAUCUGGGUCACAGCUUGGUUGAGUAACCCCUGAUUAAAAGCACUCUCACUGAGGAGAGCUUGGAGCACUGCCAUGCAACACGACGUGCAAGAGGCAGCACUUUGGGGAGGAGACAAAAACAUUAUGUAAAUGGAUAUUUCACAACAGCAUCUGUAUUUUCAAAGUAAAUUUUCUAUGGGAAAACUGCAAGUUUUGGAAAUGUAUGUAGCAAGGGAUGAUGAAUACAGCCUUUCUUGGUCCUGCCAUCCAUUUAAGUUGUAUAAAUUUAAUACCAUGUUGUCCGUGGCCUAACUCUGCCUAUGCUGUCAGUGGCACUUUUAACUGGAGACUGCUCUGCAUCUGUGUAGCCAGAGUGAGUUCUGGGUUUUCAGGGGAUAUGUAUGGCACUAUCAAAGGGAAGGUAUACAAAGAGCCCUCUGAUAAUAUUCCCUGUGGUAAAACAAUUGUCGCCCUUAUGUCUCAGAUGAGUCCGCUUUCAUAUCCCCUUUUAAAGUGAGUGAAUUACCCAGCCUGUGGUCAGGAGGACUGAGGAGGAGCUGUGGCACUGAACACAAUCUGAAAUUAAAUCCCAGAGGAGUUGUUGGCCUCCACAGAGGGGAUGAUAAUUCAAGAUCCCCAAACCCAGCCAGGCUUGCAGACUCAGAGGCCCCAAGUGUUUUGUGCCUGCCUUUUGGGAAAGCCCCAGGUUUAUUCUAGUUUGUGUGACAGAUGGCAUGCAGAGAAGCUUAAAUUAGAGCCCAGUGCAGAGUAUAAGGGGUGGGUCAGAGUCCUUCUGCAAGUGCCAUUUGCCUCAGCAAAGUGGGGACACCAGAGGAUACAGAAGUUGCGGUCUGCCCCCAUCCCUGGUUCUGACCCUACCACUGGUUCAUUCCCACCUGAGCCCAGGAUGCAGUGGCAGAGGCACAGCCCCAGGAAAGUGGUGUCUCUUUGUUUAUGGAUCAACUCCUCCAGGCUGUGGAGUCUACCCAGAGAGGAGAGACCUCUCUCUGACCAUGUGACAGCACAGAAGAGAUCCCUGCCAUACACACACGCACGGGUGCCACCUCAAAGCCAGCAGCUUUCCAGCAGCGCAGCACAGCUCCCUGUGGCUCCUGAGGGGCUGCAAGGCCAGUGCACACUCCUGUGGGACACCUGUGCUUCAGCACAGGUAUCCAUGGGCUGCACAUGCCCCAAUCCAUGCACCACCCAAGGAUCAUUAGAUCCCUAGAAGGGCUUUCCCUUUAGCAGGAUGACCAUGGCUGGGGAACACCCUCUGUGGUGGUGGGUAGUGCUGCUGUGAAAUGCAGACACAUCUCUGACUGAGACACACCAACCUUCUCCACACAAGUGUGCAGGGCUGCUUGGGCAGAGAACAUUAUCUGACCCCUCUGACUGUACCAGCUGUGCACAGCUGCCAGCUCUCAGUGCUGAUGUCUGAGGCUGCUGAAGUUUAUCAGCGUGGCAAAGAGAUUUACCUCUGCUUUAUGUGCUGGCAGGAUAUUUACUCCCAGAGGUUCUGCAGCAACCAUCUCCAGUAGGGUAUUUCUUUGACACUUUGCCCACUUACCUGUGAUUACAGAUCUGUGCUGGUCUUCAUUUUGCUUGUUUGGUCCUUCACCCACCCAGGGCCCAUGCCCUGAUGGUACCAGCCAUCUGCUGUAGGACCAGGAGCUCUUGUGCAUGUCCAGCACAUAGCACAACACAGCCCGCACUAACUGGAGUGCUGAGGGCUAUUUUACAGUGCAGGGAACAAUUAACAGUAAGAUCACACAGUUAGAAAUCAAAGAUGUGCAGUCUGAGGAUUAUAAAAAAAGAAAUCUGACUGGGCUUUCUCGCACACACACUUUUUUCUAGCACAUACACUUUUUUCUAGCAUCAUACUCAAUUUCACAAACUCUCUAUUCCUGUAUCCAAAGUAGUCCUUACUACCAGUGCUGUCACAGGCAGCAAUUGUAAAGUGAGUCCCUAAUUCUUUGCAAGAGGCUGGCAAAGUGCAGAAUCUGCACUUACUCUUAAAAAAUCAGAAUUUCAUUUCUCCUCUGAACUGCACUACAGAUCUCCCAGCCUGUCCCUACGACUAUCUACAAAGCAUUUUAUGUGAAAUAUUGCACAUUGUGCAGCCACAUAUACUGGAAGUGGCUGGGUCAGAAAGGCCCAGAGUCUUGUGUUCACAUCUGUGAACCAAGGGAGGAAAUGCAGGCUCCUCUCCAGGCUCCUUAGCGUGCUGCAGUCCACGCGCUUCUCAGCUUAGACGUGUGUCCUAAUGCUUCAUCACUGGAAUUUUGCAGCAUUAUCUCUCUGUUCAUGUAUCAAUACGUGUCCAGACAAUUUCUUUGGACCACACAGCUGUUAGGUUAAGAAGCAAGAAGCUGAUAAGGCCAGCAGGCAAGGAGGACAGUGUGCUGACCCUUGCCAAUGUAGCCAUUGCUUCUCAGGAGAUAAGUGUCCCCCACUGCACAGCGGGCCUCUGGAGUGACCAAUGAGUGUCGGCAGGCACCGGGGUCUGCUCCCCCCUUCCCCUUUAUAACCAGGGCUGCCAGGGUGGUGAGUCCAAACCUGCUCUGAGCGGUCACUGCAAAGGGACAGAGCCAGCACCUCCUGCACAAUGACGCUGACCCAAGCCGAGAAAGCCGCCGUGGUCACCGUCUGGGCCAAGGUGGCCACCCAAGCUGAUGCCAUUGGGGCAGAAUCACUGGAGAGGCUUUUCUUGAGCUACCCCCAGACAAAAACCUACUUCCCUCACUUCGAUCUGAGCCAAGGCUCAGCUCAGCUCCGUGGCCACGGCUCCAAGGUCAUGAAUGCCAUCGGGGAAGCUGUGAAGCACAUUGAUGACAUCCGAAAGGCUUUGGCCAAGCUCAGUGAGCUGCAUGCUUACAUCCUCAGGGUGGACCCCGUGAACUUCAAGCUGCUUUCCCACUGUAUCCUGUGCUCCGUGGCUGCCCACUAUCCCCGUGACUUCACCCCAGAAGUUCAUGCUGCGUGGGACAAGUUCCUGUCCAGUGUUUCCUCUGUUCUGACAGAGAAGUACAGAUAAAUGACCUCAACAGAGGGUGAGGAGGCCCAUCCACAGCCCAGCCCUGCUGCCAGGCUCUGGGAUAUCACCCCUUCCUGGGCAGCUCUUUAAAUCCCUGCUGCAGGGUCUCGGUCAUCUGCAAAACCAAAUAAAUAAUUCAAAUGUGA
This is a messenger RNA of Vidua chalybeata, 6128 nucleotides long. Its product is annotated as hemoglobin subunit pi. The coding region runs from base 5554 to 5982 and encodes 142 amino acids. NCBI's taxonomy places the organism in Eukaryota, Metazoa, Chordata, Aves, Passeriformes, Viduidae. Gene Ontology annotation, cellular component: haptoglobin-hemoglobin complex; hemoglobin complex; blood microparticle. Gene Ontology annotation, biological process: oxygen transport; hydrogen peroxide catabolic process. Gene Ontology annotation, molecular function: oxygen carrier activity; heme binding; peroxidase activity. The record is from RefSeq and is a predicted model, not a curated record. The transcript is spliced from 3 exons.